Colletotrichum karsti is the source of this 984-nucleotide messenger RNA. RefSeq lists its product as uncharacterized. The record is from RefSeq and is a predicted model, not a curated record. Gene Ontology annotation, cellular component: membrane; mitochondrion. Lineage: Eukaryota; Fungi; Ascomycota; Sordariomycetes; Glomerellales; Glomerellaceae. Bases 1 to 984 code for a protein of 327 amino acids. Gene Ontology annotation, biological process: mitochondrial respiratory chain complex IV assembly. The transcript is spliced from 3 exons.
AUGCCACCACCAUUACCACGAGCCCUCCUCAGGGCCCCGCGCUGCCCAACACAGCUCUCCCGCCUAGCCCCAAUCGCCCGCUUAACAACCUCACAACCGCGAGCUCGCAUCCUCUCCUCCUGCAAUACAACCUCCCGCCCAUUCCACACGACCCCUCGCCCCCUCGCCUCCGAACCCCCUCCCGACUUCCACUCCAUCGUCGACAACCCCCCGGACCUCGUCCGCACCGGCCGCCGACACGGGCCCGGCCUGAUCCUCCUCGCCCUCAUCCCCGUGACGGCCUUCGCGCUCGGGACGUGGCAGGUGCAGCGCCUGGACUGGAAGACGAGACUGAUCGCGAAAUACGAGGACCGGCUCGUCCGCGACCCGCUCCCGCUCCCGCCGCGCAUCGACCCGGAGGCCGUCCACGAGUUCGACUACCGCCGCGUCUACGCCACCGGCCGCUUCCGCCACGACAAGGAGAUGCUGAUCGGCCCGCGCAUGUGGGAGGGCGAGCAGGGCUACAUGGUGGUCACGCCGCUGGAGCGCGAGGGCGGCGAGGGCACGACGGUGCUGGUGAACCGCGGGUGGAUCAGCAAGGAGAUGGCGGACCAGAGGAGGAGGCCGCACGGGUUGCCGACGGGCGAGGUCACGGUGGAGGGACUGUUGAGGGAGCCGUGGAAGAAGAACAUGUUCACGCCGGAGAACAGGCCGGAUCGGUGGGAGUUCUUCUUCCCUGACGUGCACCAGAUGGCGGAGCUUACGGGGAGCCAGCCGGUUUGGAUUGAGGCUACUGUGGACCACGAGUUCUUCCGUAUUAUGGACCUCAAGUCCAGGGGUAUUCCUAUCGGCAGGGCUGCGGAGGUGAACCUGCGUAACAACCACGCCCAGUACAUCUUCACAUGGUACGGCCUUGCGUUCGCGACAUCAAUCAUGCUGUGGAUGGUCGUGAAGAAGCCCCCGUCCGACGUUUCGCGGCGGGUGCGCAUGAAUAAGCAUUGGUAG